CAAUCUCAUUGAAGUAAGCUUUGGACAAGAACUAUAUAUGCACCGUGCAUUCGUUUGUAUGGAAAGGUGCUUACUACUCAGUGUAUAGAUUGGUGCUGCUGAAUUCGAUUACUGUUUUCCCUCUGAUACAAUACACAAUGAUAUGUCUAGACUCUAUCAAAUAUUCUUUCUUUUACACACCGAGGGCGUGCAUUGGAUCAUAUAAAUCGACAAAGAGGCAUUUGUUAACAUCGUCAAGAAUCCGCAAAAUUUACACGAGAAGCUGCACUAUGCAACAACAUCACGAGAGCAAGGAGCACACUAAAUUUUACAAGUUCCUGAAGGAUGUCCUCCGGAACAUCCCAAACAACUACCCGAGAUCCUAUCAUUUAAAGGAGUUCGGUUGGAAUGAUUUUAACAAAAUUGGAAGCAUUCAUCCUCACUGCCACGUUGGCAACAUUCAACUUGCCACUUAUCAGCACUCGCCAUCGCUUGGUGAGAGCAACGACUUUUCUUUCUUUGGUCGCAGUCUCACUUUAAACUUCCUUCCUGCAUACCAUGACACGAACUUCGUUUCACGUCCAGUCAGGUACGAUUCGUAUAUAGCCUUUCUGGGAAGAACAUCUAUGUACGUCGGCAUUGAUCUCCGAGACGCAACGUCAGAGGCUCUCUAUCUGUCCAGCAUCAUGCAGUGCAUUGCGAUGGAUGUGAACAAAGGAACGCCCGUCCGCAUCGGCUCCGAGAUCAUCAAGAAGUAUGUCGACAAGACGACCCUGAAUACACCACCGCAGAGACAUCAGUUCUUACCCUUGCAGCCUGACAAUGGUGAUGUCUUCAGGUGGAAGACUACAGUGCAGUGUAGUGAUGUUGAUUACAAUAGACACGUUAACCAAACACCGUAUCUGCGAUUCAUGUAUGAUGCAGGAAGCUCUGCAGCUGUGGCCGGGUCCCUCAGGUCGUUUCAUCAUGAGCUAAUCCACUACAAACUGAAAACAUACACUGUGGAAUAUAUGCAGGAGAUACGUCAGGGAAAAGAACUUGUAGUUGUGUGCUGGGAGAUGGAUGAUAACCCAGGUACAAUUAAUUUCGAACUUCAGGUUGGAGACCGCACUGUCACUAGAAGUCAUCUGAUUUUCGAUGUACAGCCACCUGCUAAACUUUAGGACCACCCAUAAAAAUGGCUUAUAAGAAAGACAAUAAUUGUAACGAUAGUGAUCAUAGGAACUCUAGUAAUCAUAGGAACUCAUUCCUCGCUCACGUUAACAUGGCCACGGGGUUGUCCAUUUGUGUUUGAUCGAUUCAAACAAAAGAAAAUAACACGAUCAUAUCUGUUUUAAUACGAAAAGUCAACUCAGGGCAUUUUCAAUACCCCAUUGUUUGUCCCAUAGAAAUUAUGUUCAGAUGAAGUCAUUAAUAUUAUCACAUUAAAAAAGUGACGCACAAUUAAUGCUAUUGAAAUUGCCUUAGGUUGCUUUUUCAUGAAUUCAAAACAAUCUUAUUUUUAUCGGCUUUAGCUCAAAUUUUCACUGGACUAGUCAACAUUAUAGUAAGAAGUUUGAAUUUGUUAUUAUUUGAAUCAAUAAUCAAAACUUCAUUUUGAUCUGUUCAUAAAGGAUUUCUUACAAUGUGCCUAUUUAGAUACAUGUAUUCCGUUAUUAUCUCUCAACCUUCAAUGAGGGGUAACUUGCAUUGCUUUAUCCAAUUGUAGUUGGUUUUUACGCUGUCUUUGUAAGCGUAUGUGUGUGGGUGUGGGUGUGUAUAAGUAUAAAUAUGGUGCUUGUAAGUCAAAAUUACACUGAAAUGAGGUGACAGGGAUCAAGUUGUUUCUUGCGUUUGAAUGAAUGAAUUAAAGAAAAGGUUUGUUGCUAUUGAUUUUUUAUU
Messenger RNA from Strongylocentrotus purpuratus (purple sea urchin), 1860 nucleotides. RefSeq lists its product as uncharacterized. The record is from RefSeq and is a predicted model, not a curated record. The transcript is spliced from 3 exons. Lineage: Eukaryota; Metazoa; Echinodermata; Echinoidea; Camarodonta; Strongylocentrotidae. The coding region runs from base 138 to 1142 and encodes 334 amino acids.